AUGUCUAUAUCGGAACAUGCCACCGGCAAUUCUUCGAUUAAAAGUGCAGCCCCCAAAUCGACGUCGUCGACAAGUGGUGGUGGCGAUGCCGCCGCCGCCUAUUCAACAACGUCAUCAUCUCCCGCCUCAGCCACAUCGAACAACACCUCACCAUCAGCCUCAUCAUCAAAUGCCACACAAAAGUCAAAGAAAACCGCAGCGUCUGGCCUACCCGGUGCCGUCUCAAAUAUCUAUUACAAACAUGGUCUCUUUUUAUCCAGUUAUCCCACAUGUGCCACAAGUAUAGCCAUUGUUGCAAUAUUAUUUUCAUGUUACCCCCUUAUCAACAUCCCCCUGCCGGGUACAAUACCAACAAAAAUCGUCUUACCAUUUGAGGGUAAAUAUUCGCUAUUUGGUGAAGGUGGCGGUGGCGGUGAACAGCGAUCGAAUUAUUCCCUUGUCAAAAAUAUUUUCAAUGUGAAUAAUGUUUCAUAUGAACCGCAUGUACCGUGGGCGCAAAAUUCUCCCUACUUCUAUGUACAACAGAUUACGUUGCGUUCCAGUGUUCUACCCUGGACCGAUGAUAUGCAGUUAUUGGAUGCAUUUCGAGCGCCACUCUAUGAAGUAUUUCGUUUGUUGGAAAUUGUGCGAAAUCAUGAAACGGCUGAAAAUCAACGCACUUUGGAUAAAAUCUGUUUACGUGUGGAUAAUGUCAAGCGACCACAAAACGAACAAAUUUUUCCGGAAUAUGAUUGUUUGGUGCUGUCGCCGGCCAAUCUCUGGGGCCAAAGUAUACAAAAUUUUACCGGUGAUGCAAAUAUAUUGAAUACCGUAUUUCAAUAUCAUAAUAUACAAAAAACCAAAGUCUCCACCUCGGAAAUGCUGUUCGGCCUGCCCAUGCAGGAUACCGGUUUCAAGCGUUAUCCGCUACGAUCACGUUCACGCAUAAUACAAUAUGCCAUCACAUUGAUAUUGAAACAGAAUGAUCGUGAAUAUAUACAAUCGUUAAAGGAAAAGCUGCUCAAAUAUUAUCCACCACCACAAAUCAAUCAGCAGCAACAGGGAACCACGACCACCCCAACAUCAACCCAUAAACCUCAACAAUUAACCGAAAAAUCUUCCAUAACAUAUAUUUUUUAUCCGGGCGAAUUUAAAAUGUGGGAAUUUUUACCCCUUUCUAUUGCUUUCGUUCUGCUCUUUACCUAUGUUUAUUUUUCGGUGCGAAAAAUCGAUGUUAUACGUUCGCGUUGCUUGUUGGCCUUUUGUGCUGCCAUUACCAUUCUGGGUAGUUUAGUGAUGUCCCUAGGGCUGUGUUUCUUUUUCGGUUUAACCAUUAGCCUGCAAUCGAAGGAUAUAUUUCCGUAUUUGGUGAUAUUGUUAGGUUUGGAGAAUUGUCUAGUUAUAACGAAGUGUGUUGUCUCCACCGACGAAACCUUCGAUGUGAAAAUCCGUGUCGCCCAGGCCUUGAGCAAAGAAGGUUGGCACAUUUCCAAAACUCUGCUAACCGAAAUAACCAUACUGACAAUUGGUUUGGCCACCUUUGUACCGGUAAUUCAAGAGUUCUGUGUAUUUGCCAUUGUCGGUCUACUAUCCGAUUAUAUGUUACAAAUGUUGCUAUUUUCCACCAUAUUAGCGAUGAACAUUAAACGACCGGAAUACUCGACCGAGGCCAAACAUUUGCCCAAAAUGAUGUUAUCCUUUACGGGCGGCGGCGGCAGCAACUCACCUACAUCCAGUGCGGUGGGUGGUUAUGGUGGACCAUUUGCCAGCAAUGGACGUCCUGAUUUUCGAUUUUUUGGCAAUUCAACGGCGGCCAAUGGUUUUGCCCCGCUACCCUUUGGUGCGGGUAAUUUUCAUCGUUCACAAUCACAUCCUAAAUUGGCUUUUGUUGAUUUUGCCAACGUUCCGGCGGCGGCUGGUCAAGAAAUGAAACGUUCCUCAAUUGCAUUGGGCAACAACAACAAUCAUCAUCAUCAUCCCGACAUACCCAAACGUUUGAAAAUUGUCAAUUUUUGGGCCCGCACCCGUUUCUUCCAGCGCGCCUUUAUGGUAUGGAUGAGUGUGUGGAUCUGUUCGAUUAUCUACAAUUCGGGAUAUCUGGAAAAUCUAUUUGUGGUCGAUGGUAAUCGUACUGCUGGCACGGGUGGCAUCUAUGGCGGGAACUAUGAUAUCCAUCGUAAUUGGAUGGCGGGCCGUGGGGCGGUAUCAAAUUUCUUUUCCAAUGUUCAUUCGGCAAUUAAUUCGGGUGGGACUGGGGAUUCCAUACACCACGAUGAUGAUCACAAUCCCUAUGGGGGUAAUAGUGUUUUUGGCAACAAUGCUGGUGGCCUUAAUGCGGGACAUGAAGGUACUGGCGGCUCACCCUUUGAAGGUCAUAUCAACGAAACGGAGGCGGAAUUGAAACGUUUACUUUAUCCCGAUUAUGAAAUCAAUUAUUUCCUAUCGAACUUCCAUUGGUCCACAAUAAUGAAGCAGUACAAUGUAUCGCUGCGAGGGCGUUAUGUCACGAUUUUACCCACCAUAAAACUGUCCCAUGCCAUAAGUCCCGAAAAGGCCGUGCGUGGUCGUAAUCCCCACGAGAAGGUGGUACAAAAUUUCCAAUGGAAAGCAUUGGCGGCCGCAUUGGAUCCUUUGGAUUUUAGUGAUGAUGAAAACCGUGAAUCCCCCAUGGUAAUGCCGGGUGGCACCCCUCUCUUUCCCAAAAGUCCCAUGGAAAUCUUUUUUGCCAUUACCCUAUGCUGUAUAAGUGUUUUUGUUCUGUGCUACACCAUGGUGGUGUUCUAUCGUUGUAUCUGCACGCGUAACUAUGCAGAAUGGCGUUCCAGUUGGAAUGAAUCAUCAGAAUUUACCCAGAAAACCGAGCAGAUCCUAGAAGGUGUUCCUAUACAAAUUGCUGGACAUAAACAUCGCAUUGAAUGCUUGGUAUCGGAUGGGGCCAAUAUUAUAAGUUGUUGCUUGAAGGGUCAAAUUAAAGUGUGGGAUGCCAGAAGUGGUGAAAAUAUCACCACCAUCAACCGCGGUGAUAUCCAGGUAACAACCCAUCGUGAGGAUGGUGAGGUUGUGGUUAGGAAAUUAAAUUCCUCACCCGUUUGGUGUUUGGAUUAUUUUGAUAAUUUAAUUGCGGUGGGCUGUGCCAAUGGACGCAUUGAAUUAUGGGAAAUGCCAUCUGGUAUUUUGAAGUGCACUUAUCACGAAGAUUCCAAACGUAAUCAGGGUAUAACACACAUAAAUUUAAAUGGUGAUCGCGUGAUUGUGGCCCGCCUCUGCGGCCGUCUAGACUUUUAUCGUCUGGAGACCUAUUACAAGGGCAAACAAAUUGAUUGGGGUUUUACCUCGGCUUAUCGACGAACCCAUGUUCGCACCAAUUCAACGGGUAGCAUUGGUCUGAUGCAUCACCAGCAGCAGCAGCAACAACAACAUCAUCAUCAGCAACAGUCGCGCAAUGAACGAACAACAAACGAAGAAAUGAAAUGCACGCUGAGGGGGGUUCGUUUGGCCCAUCAACAGCCCAUUACCUGUAUGGAGGUGGUAAAUGAGAUGGUAUUUACCGGUAGUCAGGAUCAUACUCUGAAGGUUUACAGUUUAAAUAACAGCGAUAUUGAAUAUACCCUACAUGGACAUUGUGGUCCGAUAACAUGUCUAUUUGUGGAUCGAUGGCAACCGGGUACCGGUGGUUCAGGUUCCCAGGAUGGCCUGUUGUGUGUAUGGGAUCUAUAUACAGGUGCGUGCAUGUAUAAUAUACAAGCACACGAUGGUGCCGUCAGCUGUUUGGCAUGUGCCCCAAGUUAUGUUAUAUCAUUGGGCACCGAUGAACGUAUUUGUGUGUGGGAACGAUUCCAGGGUAAUCUGCUAACCACAAUUAAUAUAUCGAAUGCAUAUUCGAGUCUUUUAAUGUUGACACCAUCACUGUUGGUGACCAGCAAAAUGGGAUCUCUCAUCGUUUGGGAUGUACGCACCGGAGAACCGGCUCGUGAAGUUAAAUUAGAUUUCUCCAAUUUACAUUUAUGUCCAAAGGCUAUGAUGUUGGCCUAUGAUUCUGUGGUCUGUGACUACGGCAAUGAGAUACGUGUUGUACGUUUUCCCAUUGUGGGCGAUAAAUCUAAUUAA
This is a messenger RNA of Musca vetustissima, 4086 nucleotides long. It is a transcript of the gene SCAP, whose product is annotated as sterol regulatory element-binding protein cleavage-activating protein. Gene Ontology annotation, molecular function: protein binding; sterol binding. Gene Ontology annotation, biological process: SREBP signaling pathway. The coding region runs from base 1 to 4086 and encodes 1361 amino acids. Gene Ontology annotation, cellular component: endoplasmic reticulum membrane; Golgi membrane. NCBI's taxonomy places the organism in Eukaryota, Metazoa, Arthropoda, Insecta, Diptera, Muscidae. The transcript is spliced from 9 exons. The record is from RefSeq and is a predicted model, not a curated record.